Funneliformis mosseae is the source of this 857-nucleotide messenger RNA. Lineage: Eukaryota; Fungi; Glomeromycota; Glomeromycetes; Glomerales; Glomeraceae. The record is from the annotation of a GenBank genome assembly.
CGAACUUGGAUGAGUAUGCCUUUGAUUCAAAAUCAAAAUCUCGUGCCACACCCGCAAUAAUCGACGACAAUAAGAUAUCAAAAAUCUCCCGGAAUUCAGUUUCCACUUUAGAGUUUAUCGAGGAAUAUUAUGCGAUAGAAGGAAAUGAAUCAGAUGAGUUGGAUACUCACACUUUUGAACAUCCCGUGGGAUAUGAUGACAAUGAAGGUGUUUUGGUUGAACAGCCACUAUUUGCUGCUUCCGCGACAAAUAAAAGUAAUGAGGAUUUAACCGAAUUAGAAAAUUCGGAAGAAGAAGAAGAUAAUCGUAGGGAUGAUAAAGUUAAAAGGCUGGAUUCUCCUACUAUAGAAUUUGUGGAUGAUCAUUUUUCUAUACCUAAUGCAAACGAACCCGAGAAUUCCUAUAUUCAAGAGUUACCUAAAAGUUUGACCCGGAUUAGACUGAGAGAUUUUAAUCUCGUAUGCAAGUUACAUGAAGGUUAUGAUUGGGAACGUAGUAGAAAGGAAGCGCUGGAUUCUUUGGCACGCGCAAAUUCUCAAGCCAAGAAUGUAAAUGUUGUGGAGACAGGAACAGCGUCUGGUUCUUCGAUUGGAGAAACAAGUAGUUAUCCUUCAUUAGAAGAGAAUAAUAUAUAUAGUCAUAUUUACAACGCUCAGUAUAGAAAUUCAGAUUAUGACGUAACAUCUGAAGUCGAUUACAUGGACGAUUAUAGUGAUACUGCUAGUCAAGUUAGCUCACGAUUGGAUCCUGACAAUACGAAUAUUCGAGAGGGUAAACGGUCCGAGCAUUCAAAUCGUCGAUCUCGGCCAAAGUUAAGUCGCUCAAGCUCUAGCAAAAUUGACAUAAAACUUGAAAAA